Tripterygium wilfordii is the source of this 828-nucleotide messenger RNA. RefSeq lists its product as uncharacterized. Gene Ontology annotation, molecular function: nucleic acid binding; zinc ion binding. NCBI's taxonomy places the organism in Eukaryota, Viridiplantae, Streptophyta, Magnoliopsida, Celastrales, Celastraceae. The coding region runs from base 1 to 828 and encodes 275 amino acids. The transcript is spliced from 5 exons. The record is from RefSeq and is a predicted model, not a curated record.
AUGCAGCGGUUCAUGCCAUGGUCUUUCCAGGCAGAUAAGGUCAAACAGUAUCUUGAUUUGGUGCAGACACCUGAGAUGACAGUGUUACAAUAUACCAAGAAGUAUGAGGAGUUGUGCAAGUAUGGGAAGAAGUAUGCUCCAGAUGAUGAAAGCAAAGCUGAGAAAUACCGAGACGGUAUACUUUCGAGCAUCUACAAGAUGGUAAUUGCUUCUAGGGUGAGGACUUAUGAUGACACGGUGGAUAUGACACUAAAGUUAGAGCGAGGAGAGCGCAACUCCCGCCAGUAUUGGGAUGUGCAAAAAGGUCGUAAAACUUCAACAAUUAGUGGCAGUGGAGGAGGCAAAGGUUCGGGGCCAAGGGAUGGCAAGAUUGUGUGUUUCAAGUGCGGUCGGGAGGGCUAUAAGAAGAAUCAGUGCACCAUCAUGGGAGUCAAGUGUUAUGGGUGUGGAGGGAGGGGGCGAGGUGGGGCUAAGCAGCAGACAACAUUGACUCAUGGGAGAGCAUUUGCAUUAGGACAUCAUGAGGCACCUGAGCAUCCUAACUUCAUUGGAGACACUCCUUUUGGGCAUUUCACCUUAUUGGAGGGUGUAGUUCUUGAUUGUGUGUGCCGGUUUGGUAGUAUAGCCCUAAAGGCUUAUUUGUGUGUCUUAGACUUCAAGGAUUUUGACGUAAUCUUUGGAGUAGAUUGGAUCACGAGUUUGAUUACAUUGGCACCUAGGGGUGAUGUAGCUACUCCGACACGUGUGGUAGAAGAGUACAUGAAUGUAUUUUCGGAUGAGUUACCUGGAUUACCACCGAAGAGGGAGAUUGACUUUACCAUUGAUUGA